AUGACUUUCCAAACGAACUGCCUGGGUACAGACAAGGCAGUGUACACCUGGACGGCUCUCGCCAGCUUGCCUUGUUAUCCACAACUCGACGAGGCCAGCUGCCAGAAGAAGGCGAACUAUACGAACGCCCACUAUAUGUGCAGGAGAAGAGGCUACAACUUGGUUGACUUUCAUGCCUUCACCUGGCUAGCGCUUGGAGUGCGCUACUGCAUGGAAGCAUUGCUCAACGAGAUGAUAGCGAGCAGUUACAGCAGCCCUAUCACAAUAUGGACAUCGUACAAGAGGAAAGGCCAGUAUACCACCAUUUACAAGCAGGGCAAGAACGGCUUAGGAGAAGAAUCACAUGAUAGACAUGGAACAAGCCAUCAUGAUGUCAUCUGCGAAGCCAAGUGGAUCCACAUCAACGAUUCAGUAUACGCCGCUGCAACACCAGCACUCACAACCAUUAUCACUGAGCAGUUUGCAGAGGAGGCAUGUCAGCAGUACGGACUUCACCUCAUAAACGAGGACUGGCUGCGAACACAUCACAAUGCAUUACUUCGAACGCCCUGGCUAAACAAGUUGGGUAUUCUUCAUAAGCGUUGGAACGCACCUUUCCACGUGAAACCAAUCCGGGUGAACGGCCGCUCCCUUUACAGAACCGUAACAUUUGAAAACAUUAGACAUUGGCAUUGGUUUUCGCAUUUUUUUUAUUCAAGACGGCCAAUAACUAUGAAUUAUGAAGACACCACAAGCACUACGCGAGCCCGAAUCCUCUGUGUCAAGUUCUGUGAGAGCGGUGUUCUUGCGCCAAACCUGACUUGUAUGUGUAACCGUACAACAUCGUAUGGAGAAUAUUGUGAAAAGGCGUGCAAGUGUUUGAACCAGGGUCAGUGUGACGACAAGGGUAAAUGCACCUGCCCGGAGGGAGUCAGGGGGAACCAUUGCCAUUACGGUAAGUAG
Molecule: messenger RNA, 942 nt
Organism: Sycon ciliatum
Lineage: Eukaryota; Metazoa; Porifera; Calcarea; Leucosolenida; Sycettidae
Exons: 5
Coding region: 1-942 (313 amino acids)
Source: RefSeq, a predicted model, not a curated record